Messenger RNA from Carassius gibelio (silver crucian carp), 2583 nucleotides. RefSeq names its product gastrula zinc finger protein XlCGF8.2DB-like. The record is from RefSeq and is a predicted model, not a curated record. Lineage: Eukaryota; Metazoa; Chordata; Actinopteri; Cypriniformes; Cyprinidae. The coding region runs from base 214 to 1059 and encodes 281 amino acids. The transcript has 3 exons.
GGUGAGGACGGUAGUUUCGAGGCUUUUGGAGUGAUGGCGGAUUGAACACUGAAUAGAUAAUAGAUGGUGGCUGUAAUUUAUUUCUUUGAGAUCUGGUCCUCCUACAAUCACAGUUAACCUUUACUCCUCCAGCAAAUCAGCAUUAAAUGCUGGAAUAUUUUCCUAUCAGUCUACAAGUGAAGAAGAAAGACUUUAUGAAAGAAAUGUGAGAACAUGAGUGAUCCAGAACCCUGCAGAAUAAAACAUGAAGAUACUGAAGAAGAAAAAGACUUGAUCAAAGAGAAUGAGAAAGAGACCGAAGACCUGAGUGAAGAAGAGGAGAAACCUGUCAAAUCUUUGAGUCACCCACAGACUGAGAAAAUGUUUUCCCUGAAAAGAUCCAAAAAAUCUUUAACCUGCCUUCAUUGUGGGAAGAGUUUCACGCGUAAAGGAAACCUUAAUGAACACAUGAAUAUUCACACUGGAGAGAAACCACACACAUGUGAUCAGUGUGGGAUGAGUUUCAGACAUAAAAGAAACCUUAAUGAUCACAUGAAUAUCCACACUGGGGAAAAGCCACACACAUGUGAUCAGUGCGGGAAGAGUUUUGCACGUUCUAGGUAUUUUAAAUCCCAUAUGCUCUCUCAUUCGGGAGAAAGACCAUAUAACUGUGAGCAGUGCGGUAAAAACUUUUCUCUGGCAAAUUCCCUGAAGAACCACCUGAUCGUUCAUUCAGAGGUGAAGCCUCACCUGUGUUCGUUGUGUGGAAAGAGUUAUAGUCAGCUGGGCUUUUUAACACAGCACCAGAAAAGACACAGCGGUGUGAAGGAUCAUUUGUGCUGUUAUUGCGGGAAGACUUUUAUUACAAAUAAAGAGUUAAAACAGCACCAGAAGAUCCACACUGGAGAAAAACCUUACAGGUGUUCACACUGUGACAAGAGAUUCAAUCGUCCGGGGAUCUUGAAAUCACAUGAGAGGAUCCACACCGGAGAGAAGCCGUUUCACUGCCAUACAUGUGGCAAAAGUUUCACUCAUUGUAGUUCUCUGCAGAAUCAUAAAAAAAACAAAUGUCUGAAAUAAAGCUGAAUUUAUGGAAAUACCAAGCUCUUGCCAGUACAAUGAUGCAUCUUCAGCAAACGUGACAGUCAAUUUGCUUUAUUUAUUUAGUAACCAUUGGGUUUUUUCACCCCGUAAUAUAUACAACAGUUAUGUUGCAUUAUGAAGGAAUUAUUAUUACAGUUAUUUAAUAUACAUGUCCCUGUGUAUUUUGGGAAGCUGUAAAAGCAUCUUAACACUUUUUAGUGGUAUACGUAUCUGGUGUUUAUUUUUAAAUUAUCUUUACUGUUGUGCUUAGGAAAUCUAGUUACUCUACCACUUAUGACAUAUUUACUAAGUGUGGAUGUUAUUAAUAAUCUUGUAGCAACAACAGCCUAUUUUUUUUCUUUUUUUUUAUUAAUAUGUUUUGGCUAUCUUGUAAUUCAAUAAAGAGAGAUACCUACCUUUUUAAAAUAUAUUAUAUAAAUGUGCAACAAAACAAAAAAACAAAAAGGGGUAUCUUUAUUUUUUGUAAAAAGCAAGCUUUCUUUUCUUGAUGAGCUGACUCCGGCUUCAGUCCACUGCUUGUGAAGGUCUUCGAAGUUCUUGAAUCGUCUUUUUCGACAAUAUUUCCAAGGCUGUGGUCAUCCCUGUUGCUUGUGCACCUUUUCCUAACACACUUUUUCCUUCCAGUCAACUUUCUAUGAAUAUAUUUUGAUACAGCACUCUGUGUACAGCCAGGCCUUUCAGCAAUGACCUUCUGUGUUGAUCAUUGUCUUCUGGACAACUGCCAAGUCAGUAGUCUUUCCAAUAAUUGUGGUUAUAUUGUGGUGACAUAAUAUUGUGUGUAUUUGCUCAAGAAGAUGCAAAAGUGAACUCAAUUUGUAACCCUGAUAGUUCAGCUGAUUAUAUAUAUUUUUUAGGGGGGCUGAGAAGACAAAUAAGAUUAUAUUAGAUUCAAUUUAUUGUCAUUAUGCAGAGUACAAGUACAGAGCUAAUGAAAUGCAGUUAGCAUCUAACCAGAAGUGCAAGAAUACAGUGUUUUAUAUACAUAGAAGUGCAGAGUAAGUGAAGCUAUGAUUUCCAGAAUGUACAGUGGAGCUGCUAUAUACAGUUUUGAGCAGAAUAUAAAUAGGAAUGUAAUGUAGGGAUUGUAUGUACAUUAUGAACAGAGCAAUGUUGGAUUAUAUAAACAUUAUGAACAGACUCAAUGUGAGAACAGUGGUAAUACAGUUGGAUGAGUGUGCAAAGGUAUUGUUAAACAAUGUAUUGUAUGUAAAAUUACAGUAGUGCAAUGAUAUUUUUAUAGAAAUAGUUUACUGUGCUUUGUACAGUUUACAUUAAUAGCUAGAACAGUGUGCAGUCUGUGCAAAAUAUGAGUAGUACAAAUACAUGUAUAUGAAGGGGCUGAAGCCCACUUAAAAAGGUUCUUGAACUGCCCCUGGUUGCAGCAAAAAGUAAUAUACUGUAAUAACUGUAAUGUCUUUACUUUUGUAGUGCAUUACUCCCAACAAACAAUUAAAUCCUUUCCCUUUCAUUUUAGCCUCAAUAAAAGAGAAAGAGACUGAA